Messenger RNA from Lepus europaeus (European hare), 3371 nucleotides. It is a transcript of the gene PRELP, whose product is annotated as proline and arginine rich end leucine rich repeat protein. The transcript is spliced from 3 exons. The coding region runs from base 179 to 1321 and encodes 380 amino acids. Lineage: Eukaryota; Metazoa; Chordata; Mammalia; Lagomorpha; Leporidae. Gene Ontology annotation, cellular component: extracellular exosome. The record is from RefSeq and is a predicted model, not a curated record. Gene Ontology annotation, molecular function: protein binding; heparin binding.
CAAUAGGAUCUGGUGGAAGAAAAUCAGGCAAACACUUGCAGGCACGCACCACUGGGAGAUCAGAACUUCUAGCUGGCUCGCGGCUGCCCCGGCUCCACCGAAGGGUGGGGGAGGAAGAGGAGGGCUAGCCCCAGCACUGAGAGAAGAGGCAGGUGUGUGCAGGUGCCUCACCUGGACCAUGAGGUCAGCCCUCCGCUGGCUCCUCCCACUGCUCAUUUUGGCCUCAGUGGCCCACGGCCAGUCAACAAGACGACCAAGACCCGGCCCCGGGCGCAGGCCCAGGCCCAGGCCCAGGCCCACACCCAGCUUUCCUCAGCCCCAUGAGCCGUCAGAGCCCACAGACCUGCCUCCCCCACUGCCCCCAGGGCCCCCGUCCGUCUUCCCUGACUGCCCCCGGGAGUGCUACUGCCCCGCAGACUUCCCCUCCGCCCUCUACUGUGACAGCCGCAACCUGCGCAAGGUGCCCGUCAUCCCGCCGCGCAUCCAUUACCUCUACCUGCAGAACAACUUCAUCUCCGAGCUCCCGGUGGAGUCGUUCAGGAACGCCACGGGCCUGAGGUGGGUCAACCUGGACAACAACCGCAUCCGCAAGGUGGAGCAGAGGGUGCUGCAGCAGCUGCCCAGCCUGGCCUACCUCUACCUGGAGAAGAACCAGCUGGAGGAGGUCCCGUCGGCCCUGCCCCAGAGCCUGGAGCAGCUCAGGCUGAGCCAGAACCAGAUCUCCAGGAUCCCGCCGGGCGUCUUCAGCAAGCUGGAGAACCUGCUGCUGCUGGACCUGCAGCACAACAAGCUGAGCGACGGCGUGUUCAAGCCCGACACCUUCCAGGGCCUCAAGAGCCUCAUGCAGCUCAACCUGGCCCACAACAUCCUGCGAAAGAUGCCGCCCAAGGUGCCGCCGGCCAUCCACCAGCUCUACCUGGACAGCAACAAGAUCGAGACCAUCCCCAACGGCUACUUCAAGGGCUUCCCCAACCUGGCCUUCAUCCGGCUGAACUACAACAAGCUGUCCGACAGGGGCCUCCCCAAGAACUCCUUCAACAUCUCCAACCUGCUGGUGCUCCACCUGUCGCACAACAAGAUCAGCAACGUGCCCGCCAUCAGCAACAGGCUGGAGCACCUGUAUCUCAACAACAACAGCAUUGAGAAAAUCAACGGGACCCAGAUUUGCCCCAGCAACCUGGUCGCCUUCCACGACUUCUCCUCGGACCUGGAGAACGUGCCACACCUGCGCUACCUGCGCCUGGACGGGAACUACCUGAAGCCGCCCAUCCCGCUGGACCUCAUGAUGUGCUUCCGCCUCCUGCAGUCUGUGGUCAUCUAGGCCGCGCCCUGCUGCCCGGCCUCCUCUGAGCGCACCUGCAGGCAGGCGGCCCAGGCGCCUGUGCCCCCCGCGCACCCGCGCCCUCCACCUCUCGCCCCAGCUUCGCCCCCCAGCCCACCUUUUUGAGGCUCGGGCAAGCUCCGGCUCCCCUGCUGCCUCUGGAGCAGGGCUUCCAAGGGCUUGUGUCAGCCCCGCCCAGUUCAGAGACACCCACCGCACACCCAAACUUGUGGCCCCCCGGGGUCUCCCUCUGCUCCAGAAACGCGAGAGAGGCCCCUUCGCCCUCCUCUGCCUGUCACUCCCGGGUCGGGCUGGGCCAGGGGCAGCGGGCUGAAAGUCCCCGGUCUCCUCGACCAUGAACCCGAACCCGAGCCCCGCAGCCCAGCAGGGGCGUCACCAUGGAGGGAAGGGGGAGGUGAGGCCUGCGUCCAGUCCCAGCCCUGCCUGCCCCUGUGAGGACCAAGGGCCCCCGCCCUCCCGGCUGGCCUCGGAGAGGAGCGGUAAGGAGCAGAUGACUCAAGGAGCCAGGAAUUCGCUAGCGGCCGAGCAGCCGCGGAGGCCCUCGGAGGGGCCCACGGGGGUGUAGUGUACAUGGGUCCUGCAGCUCCCCAGGCCAACACAGACCGGAGGCCCAAGGCCCUGGGGAACGCAGUGUUCACAGCGGAGGAUCAAGAGGUAGCAGCCUGCCCCCGCCGGCUGCUGUCCACUAGCGUCGAGGCCCAGCUGCUUCCACCCCGGAAGGAACAGGGAGGAAGGGGCAGGGCACCCAGAAGCCCCUUCCAGGGCCUCCGCCUGCGAGGCCUGCGAGGCCUGCUCCGCAGCGACACCUGGUGGCGAGGGGCGUUCACGGCGGGCCCCUGUAGGCCUCCUCACCUUGACCCUGGCCUUGAGCUCCAAUCAGAAAGGGGUGGAUGAAGCCCAGGGCGCCCCUCUCCUCCCAGGUCCAGAGGCCGGGCUCAGCCCUGUCGUGAGCGAGUGCAGACGGGGAGCCUUGGAGGCCCACGUGAUGCCACCGUUUGUUGACUUUGCUGGGUCCCUCUGGCCCUCGGCUCCCCCACGGAUGGAAUGGGACAGGUUCAAGUCUGCACACCACACCUGAAAUGACACCCGGCAGAAGGGCACACCCUGUUACCACGCGUUCCCCGCAGUAACUUAUUCCCCCAGCUGACUCCCUGACCACCUGGCUCGACCCAGGCGAGCGGCUUGGCAGGUCCCCAAGUGGAACCCACCCCUACCGGGCUGCCGCCAGAUCACCUCCCCCCUAACUUCUUAUAUAAGGGAUCCUGCCCUCCACCUCCAUGGCCCCCUGAGUGCCUGUGUUGGGAGGGGAUGGAGGAUGAAUAUUCUAGAAACGAGUAAGACGCUGUGCCCACCCUCAAAUUAGGAUCAGAAAACUUCCAGAGGAUUUUAAGAAAUUGGGCUAAGCUGGGUGCCUCACUUGAAGAAAUCCCCAUUAUCCUCUCUCACCUUCCUCUUUGGCUCGCUACAGAAAACAGGGCUCCUUCCAUCUCGGGCGCACGCACCUGCCUCCCCCCCUCCCUCCCUGCUGUAGCUGGUUUUCCAAGGCUCCCGCUGAAAGUCAUUGUAUCACUGUGGCCGUAAGCAACCUGGUGCUAUGGCCUGGAUAAGCCCCCUCUGCAACUGUUCACAUCUCAGCCCCCAGGAAUGGGGCCCUCCGCCCUCCCCAGGGGAGCAGAGCUUCUGCGGCUCCUGGGCGGGGAGCUCACUCCCUUCGUCCUGCAAACAUGGAAUGGCCUGGGCUUGGCACCAGCCUCCCAGCGCCUGCUCCCCCACUGCCCUCUGGAGCCGUAGAGCAGCUGUGUGGGACAUCUGCCCCCACACACCCCGCCACCUGCUGGUUCCCCUUGGAGUUCAGGAAGCCGGUUCAUUCCCCAGUGCUGUGGGCAUCGGCAUAUGCAGGCACAUGGGGCGGUGUGUACGCGUUCUCGGCACGUGUAUCGUCUCUCUCCUGAAGACCAUGCUAACUCGGCGAGACAGCCUUUGCCUUCCAACACGCUUCCCAGCAGAGGAAAUAAAAUCAUAAAGGAAC